AUGGCAUCAACGGGUCAACCUAAUACUUUCCAGCCCAAUGAGGCUCAAGUAAACGAGCACAAUAAGAAGCAAGCCGAUGACGUGAAGCCUCCCGUGGAGACGGAACAAGGUGAAGAGCCUGUCCAAAAGAGUAAUGGUAAUGUAAAAGGUAAUGGCAACGUCAAUGGCCAUGCCAAAAAUGAAGAGCCACCAGAGAUUCUGGAAGUUCCAGAAGGCUUGGAUAGAGAACCAACGACCGAUGAUAAGAGUUCAAAAGGCUCCUCCACUGCUAAAGGAGGCAAAAGGAAGAAGAUAAGUCUUAGAGAUAAUGCUACUUUCAGCUGGCGAGAUGUUGGUGGCUGGGAUGCAAGUGCCACCGACAAUGAAGUGAAAUCCGAGGUUACGAAACUCUUGAAGCAAAUUGAAUAUUAUGUUGUUGAUCAUUUCUAUGGAGAUUUGUAUUGGAACACGUCACUUAUGUUUGGUACAUGUUUCUUUGCUUGGUUAGUGGCCAGAUUAGGAGGGGGAUUCCUUUCAUUGGGUUUGGUGUUGUUGGUUACGAAUUCCGUCUACAGAGUUGAAUUCCGUAGAUUCAACCGUAACGUGAGAGAUGAUAUGCAAAGAGUAGCUGCUAGUAAUAGACUUGAAACCUCUUUGGAGAGCAUGGAAUGGAUGAACUCGUUUUUGGCCAAGUUUUGGGUCAUUUACAUGCCUGCUUUAUCUGAGCAAGUGAUUUAUAUUGCCAAUGAAGUGUUGAAGGACCAAGCUCCAGGAUUUGGGAUUGAAAAAUUAUCAUUGGACGAAUUCACUUUGGGUACCAAGGCCCCCAGAGUUGAUUCUGUUCAAUCUUUCACCAAAAAGGGUCAAGACCAUAUUGAAAUGAUUUGGAAGUUCUCAUUUGCACCCAACGAUACUGAUGAUAUGACUAAGAAUGAAAUCAAGAGAAAGAUUGAUCCUAAGGUUGCACUUGGGGUCACUGUAGGUAAGGCCUUCAUCUCCAAGUCGAUGCCUAUUUUGGUUGAGGAUAUGUCUUUAAAGGGAAGAAUGAGAGUGACGUUGAAGUUAACUGAUACUUUCCCCCAUGUUAAAUUGGUAUCGAUUCAAUUCUUGGAAGCUCCUCAAAUUGACUAUAAAUUGAAACCAGUGGGUGGUGAUACUUUGGGUAUUGAUGUUAUGUCUUUUAUUCCCGGAUUAUCUUCAUUGGUUAAAAGUAUUAUUCAUGCCAAUUUGGGGCCCAUGUUAUAUGCUCCUAAUUCCUUGGACAUUGAUGUGGAAGAUAUGGUUGCCCAACAGUCAAAUGAUUCUAAUGGGAUCUUAGCUGUGACCAUUAAACGUAUGACCAAUUUGAAAGUAAGCUCCGAAGACGCUUCUAAGAAGCUAACCAUAAAUCCGUAUUUGGAACUUAAUCUUCUGAACAACACAAACGAAGAUGCCACUCAAAGAACAUUUAUUAAGAAAGACACAGACAACCCCGUAUUUUUGGAAACAAAGUUCUUGUUGGUUAAUCAAUUGGAGAACAACUUUUUGAAGUUGUCAGCAUACAAUUUGCUUCCCGAUAAGAAGGACGACGAGAUUAUUGGUGCUACAGAUUUUGGUUUGGAAACCUUAUUACAAAACCCUACCCAUACGGGCUUAACAAAGUCACUUAUUGAAGGGGGGAAAACUGUCGGGAAGGUUGAAAUGGAUGUCAGAUACUAUCCAGCCGUACCACCAUUGAUUUUGGACGAUGGAACAAAGGAAAUAGUCACUGACUCCGAAAUUGGGAUCAUGAAGAUCACGUUACACGAAGCCAGAAAGUUGGAUACCUCCAGAUCCAGUUAUGGGCUAUUGAAUCCUUAUGCAUUGAUUGUUGUUAAUGGUGUGGUGGUUAAACAAUGCCGUAUGCUUCGGAAAACCAAUGAACCUUCCUGGGAUCAAACCAUCGAAGCCUUUGUCACCCGGCAAUCGGAAACGUUUGUGGAAAUUGUCAUUAAAGACGCUGCUGAAGAUAUCAGAGUCGGGGAAUUAAAUUCCAACUUGCAAGAUCUUAUUUUUGAAACCAGCAGAGGCCAAAAAUGGUUUAAAUGUCCUAAAGAGUCUGAACAUGGAGAAAACCCUGAAAUCAGAGUGACGGCCACUUGGAAGUCACUUCCUAUGAUGAAUGAUGGUGUCAUAGAUACUCCAUUCCAAUUACCUAUUGGAGGUCUUAGAUUGCAUUUGAGAGAUGCAACUGACUUGAUCAACUUGGAGUCUGUGGGUGAAGUCGAUCCGUAUGUGAGAGUAUUGAUAGAUGGUAAGUUGGUUGGUAAGACUGCCAUUCUUGAUAAUACUGUGAAUCCUAUUUUCAACUCUGUUUUGUUCUUGCCGGUUUCCAACGAGAACCAACAUGUGUUGUUGGAGAUUAUGGAUCAAGAGGUUGAAACUAAGGACAGAUCGUUGGGUACAGCAGCUGUUCACGUCAAUGAUUUCCUCAAGAGGAACAAGGAAGGUUUCUUAUUGGGCUACGAUGGUUCAGAUAAGGUGCUUGAACAAGAAAUUUCGUACCAGGGCAAAUCAAAGGGGGUUCUCAAAUACUCUGUAUCGUUCAUUCCUACUAUUCCUGUGAUGUCUCAAUCCGAAUUAGAUAUUCUGAAGGAUAAGGCCGUCUUGGAACGGACAAGAAAGAUGAAGGAAUUAAGGGAGAAAGAAGAUAAUGAAGAAUUGAUGCGUAAGUUCCCUGACACUUAUGAAUUGGUUGAGGUUGAUGAUGCUAAGAUCGUCUCUACCAGUGAUAAGGUUCAUAUGCCCUUGGAGAAGGCACUUCAGUAUAAUGCUGGUGCUAUGGUGGUGCACAUUCUUGGUGGUCAUCUCUCCAGACCGGGGUUACUUAUUCAUACCAUUUUUGAUGAUCAUACGCAACCAGCAGGGCUAAGUCCUAGAAACUUGACCAAAGAUGUUAGUUCUCCAUCGUUUGCUAAGGCCUUUAUCAGAGACUUACAAUAUUCCAAACUUAUAUUCAGAUUAUCAGACAAGAUGGAUGUCACUCAUACCAAGCAAGUUGUUGCUGAACGAGAAUUCAAGACCAUUAACCUUUUGAAGGAGUCCUAUGACAAGCCCAUCACCGUUAAAAUGGAUAAAGGUAAUUCAAUUCAAAUUAGACUUGAAUUUGCUCCUACCCCAGCUAAGUUGGCACCACUAGACACUGUUUUGGACGUUGGAAUCGUCAAGUUGGAAGUCAUUUCUGCAGAGAACUUGAAGGCUGUUGAUUCCAACGGUAAGUCUGACCCAUUGGCAACGAUUAAAGUAGAUGGUGUUGAAGUAUUGCGUACUGAUAAGAAGAGAAAGAACUUGAACCCUACGUGGAAUGAAUCAGCAGUGUUCCCACUUUUAUCAAGAUCGAGAGAUAUAGUCUUGUUAGAAGUUUGUGAUUGGGAUUUGACCCAUGAUGAAGAACUAUUGGGCUCAGCCAAUUUGGACUUAACUUCACUCCCUCCAAACCAACCCACAGAGUUCAAGGUGAACUUGAACACUCAAGGUACGGUGAAUUUGAGAGCCACAUUCCAGCCUCAAUACAUAAGACCGCUGUUGAACAAUAAGAGUGGAUUACCUUUGGAUCUUAAGGGGGUCGCAGGUAAACCACUCGAACUUGCAGGUGCUGUCGGAGGUGUUGGUGCUGCUGGUGUUGGUGCUGUUGGAGAAGUUGCGACCGGAGGCCUUGAAGUUGCUGGUAAUGCUGCCAAAUCAGGAGUAGAAGCCGUGGGGUCUGCUGUUGAUAAGGUUGGGUCAGCAUUUAAGUUUGGACGUAGUAAGAAGUCAAAGUCCAAUGAUGACAAUGACACUAGCAGUGAAUCUUCCGGGGCAUUGGAAAGUAAAGCAGCUGUUGCUGCUAUUGCUGCUCCUGCUAUUGCUGCUGAUACUACUACAAGUGAAAAGAGCAGCGUGCACACUGGAUCACCGUCCAAGUCAACAGCAGAUGUUACUACUGAUUCUUCGUAUCUUCCUCCACCACCCAAGUCACGUAUUGGACAAUUGAGAUCUUCAGGCGAUUAUGUUCGUGGUCACAGCAGAUCAUCUUCGUCCCAAACCGAUGCUUCAUCCAUUGCACCCAGUAUAAAUGGUUCUGAUCCUAUUCCUGGUCGGAUCACCAUUAUUCUGGCCAAGGGCUUUGAUGCCUCUUCAAUAUUUGUCAAGACACAUUUGAAGACCUCAUCAAGAGAGAAAGAAAUAAGUAAGACCAGAACUGCUAAGAAGAACAAAGAAGAUGGUUCUUAUUCGUGGAGUGAAAGUUGUCCCUUUAGGUCUACAUCUUCUGGGGAACUUUUGAUUACUGUUAAAGAACACCAUACUCUAGGUAAAGAUCAUGAAUUGGGUACGGCUACCAUUCAAUUGACUGAAAUUGCUGGUAGAAUUGAUGAUCUUCAGUUACCUAUUGGGGACGGGGAGUUACUUGUGAACGUCAGAUACGGAGCAUAG
Messenger RNA from Lizanozyma spartinae, 4410 nucleotides. RefSeq lists its product as uncharacterized. The record is from RefSeq and is a predicted model, not a curated record. The transcript is spliced from 2 exons. Gene Ontology annotation, molecular function: lipid binding. NCBI's taxonomy places the organism in Eukaryota, Fungi, Ascomycota, Pichiomycetes, Serinales, Debaryomycetaceae. The coding region runs from base 1 to 4410 and encodes 1469 amino acids.